This is a messenger RNA of Parascedosporium putredinis, 2382 nucleotides long. The record is from the annotation of a GenBank genome assembly. Lineage: Eukaryota; Fungi; Ascomycota; Sordariomycetes; Microascales; Microascaceae.
AUGCUCACCCGCACCGCUAUUGCCAUCCUCGCGACCGUUGUCGCCUCCGUCUCCGCCCAGGACACUCCUACCUGCGAGGCCAUCGGCUACGACAAGGGCACCAACCCCGCCUUCAUCGCCCGUACCGAUGCCGAGGUGACCGGCGAUAUCGAGGCCUGCGCUACCCUUUGCGCCUCCUCCGAGGAGUGCCGCAGCUUCGCGUUCGGCGACAACACCUGCCUGCUCUACGACGUCGCGGUGGAGGGCAACGUGAUCGAGAUGGACUCCAGCCCCUACCUCUUCAACGACAUCGAGUGCUUCGACGGCCUUGUGGUUCCCGAGCCCCCUGCCGAGGAGGAGGGUCCCGAGGAGGGCGAGGAUGUGGUUUCCAUCUUCACCGACAUGCGAAAGAGGAAGGAAACGAAAACAGCAAUCUCGGCCACACCGGAUCGUCGGCGCGGCUUGGUCUCCAAGAACGGAUGCAAGAUCGACGCCCACUCAGAAUCGGGCCAUGCCCUCUCGAGGGCAGGGGAGGAUAUGAGCAACCCACGAGAUGGCGAGCCAAAGUUCAAGACUGGGCCUGGAAUUUUCAACCUCGCAAAGGGCAAGAGCGGUGGAGAUGCAGAAGCCAAGUCACCAAAAGGCCGCCUCCAAGACUGCUACCGCGGUGGCCAAAAGUCGGAUGACGCGAAGCCCAAGACAGUUGCCAAAGCUACCAAGUCCACCAAGUCUGCUCCUGCCAAGGUCACCAAGGCUUCAACAACAAAGACUGCUGCGACGAAAGCCGCUGCCACCAAAUCUGCUCCUUCCAAAGCCCCCACCAAGGUGAGCAAGACUGCCACCACAAAAACGACCAAGGCCGCGGCGUCCAAGACCGCGGCGUCCAAGUCCGCGACAGCCACCAAGUCCAAGACUGCCACUCCCAAGGCGAAGCCCGCUGCCGAUAAGGCCGCGUCCAAGAAGCGCAAGGCGUCACCCCAGCAGGAUGAGGAUGAGGAGGACAAGGAGAAUGCCGUCCCCGUUGGCCGUCCUACGAAGCGAGCCCGCGCCGUCAAGCACGAGGUCGCCGAGCCCGUCGAGCCCGCUGGUCCUCUGAACAAGGCCCCCGCCCAGGUCUACGAUGUCUUCAUCUUCGGCACGGGCGAAAACGGCGAACUUGGUCUAGGCCCUUCCAAGACCGAGGCCGUCAAGCCCCGACGCGUCCCUUCGAUGAACCCUGGCGAAGCCGGCACUUUCCGUGUGGUUGACAUUUACCCUGGCGGUAUGCACACUGUCGCGCUCACCAAGGACAACAAGAUUGUCACUUGGGGUGUCAAUGACAAUGGCGCGCUGGGUCGCGACACGAAUUGGGAUGGCGGACUUCGCGAUAUGAGUGAUGGUUCCGACGACGAUGAUUCCGAGAUUGGGGACCUGAACCCCAAGGAGUCCACCCCUACUGAGAUCCCUGCGAGCGCGUUCGCCAAGGAUGCUGUCUUUACCCAAGUCGCCGCUGGCGACAGCAUUAGCCUUGCGUUGACCGAAGAUGGCCUUGUCUAUGGCUGGGGCACAUUUACCGACAGCAAAGGCGACAAGAUGUUCGGAAUUGACGAGGACGGCAACGAGGUUGACGUACAACACACCCCGGCCCUCAUCCCAGGCCUUGAAAACAUUAUCCAGAUCUCGUGUGGUGCCAACCACGCUCUCGCCCUCGAUCGUGAGGGCACCGUCUUUGCAUGGGGUGUUGGCGAGCAAAGCCAGCUCGGCCGACGCGUUGCAUCCCAGCGUCAACGUUCCAAGGCUUUCCAGCCCCACGCUGUCGCCAAUCUCGAGAAGAAGACCAAGUAUAUCGCGACGGGUCAUUUCCACAGCUUCGCUGUCGACAACCACGACAAUGUUUGGUCGUGGGGUCUCAACGGGUUUGGCCAAACCGGGUACGCCAAGACGGCGGGCAAGGACAACGGUGCUGUUUCCACACCGACGAAAAUUGUUACACUCAGUGGAAAGAAGGUCAUCUCUAUGGGCGCGGGCGCCAACCACUCGGUAGCAAUCACUUCGGACGGCAAGUGCCUGGUUUGGGGAAGCAUCGAUGCUGGCCAAUUGGGUGUUAAGUUUACCGAUGCCCAGGUGAAGGACUCUAAGCUGAUCCGGCUCGACGACCGUGAGAAGCCGCGUAUCUGCCUGUUGCCCACCGAAGUCCCCACCAUUGACUCGGCUACCCACGUGGGCUGCGGUACCGACCAUACCAUUGUGCUUGAUUCGGAGGGAGCCGCCUACGCUACCGGUUUCGGUACACAAGGCCAGCUUGGUCUCGGCUCGUACGAUGAUAUAGAUGUUUUCCAGCGCAUCCCGGCCAAGGAGAAGAAGCUCAUCUGGGCCGGGUGCGGUGGUCAGUUUAGCAUUGUUGCGGCGCCAGCGGAUUCUUGA